Annulohypoxylon truncatum is the source of this 2808-nucleotide messenger RNA. Its product is annotated as origin recognition complex subunit 3 N-terminus-domain-containing protein. Gene Ontology annotation, molecular function: DNA replication origin binding. The coding region runs from base 356 to 2482 and encodes 708 amino acids. The transcript is spliced from 6 exons. The record is from RefSeq and is a predicted model, not a curated record. NCBI's taxonomy places the organism in Eukaryota, Fungi, Ascomycota, Sordariomycetes, Xylariales, Hypoxylaceae. Gene Ontology annotation, cellular component: DNA replication preinitiation complex; nuclear pre-replicative complex; nuclear origin of replication recognition complex. Gene Ontology annotation, biological process: DNA replication; DNA replication initiation.
GGACAUUCAGACUUGUAUAAACCCGCAAUUUCCUCGAAAUUCCUUGACAUAUUUCUAUAUUUGAAUUGUCAUAUACGUAUUACAUUUAAGAGAACAAGUGAGUCUCGAAUGGAGCGAUCCACAAAGUAACCGGGUACUACACAUGUAGUCCUAUUACACGGGCAUAACCUUAAUUAGAUACAGAAACGGCAAGGGGUUUAGCAGGGAUCGACAGCGCUAGAGGACCCUGUCCGGCCUGUCAAGGGAAAUCACGGUCAUAUCCAUUUAAAAAGUGUCAAGACGCGUACAAUAGUAAGUACAAUACAAUACUAAGGAAACUUCUACAACUAUUAAAUGAGAAGAACCUCAUCUCACUAUGGCUAUCGAUGAGUCCCUUAAAGAAAGUUACGAGGAGAAACAGCAUCAGGCCGCCUAUGUCUUCGACCCCUUAGAAGAGGCUGAAGGCGCAAAUCGGCCUGCCAAAAGGAGAAGAGUGUCGAAGAAAGCAAGCAAACCGGAUACUGAAGAGGCCGACUCCUGGCUAACUUUCCAGCCCCUUUUUGGUGGUUCUGAAGAUGAACACUGUGUCCGUCUUCGCCAACUGUUAUUUGAGAAGUCAUGGUCCCAGAUUGACGAGAGGAUUCAACGCAUACUCCGAAUGACAAAUCAGUCUACACUAGAUGAAGUCACUUCGUUCUUACAGGCCACUCCGGACCAUGCAUCUACCGGCAAAAUACCUUCCGCCUUCAUUAUCACCGGUCCCAACUUGGCCUCUCAGGACCUCCUAUUUGAGCAACUCUCGGAAUCGUUGCAACACCAAGUAGAUGCGAAGGUAGUUCGACUUAGAUCCGGCGACGCAUCCAAUUUAAAAGCCGUCUUGAAAAAGAUUAUACAGGGUGUCACGGCGAGGGAGACAAGUGACGAAGAUGAUUUAGAAUUAGCCGCAGGCAAAGAUGGCCGCAAAUAUCUGAAUUAUGACCUUGAGGCUCUCUAUGCCCACCUUAAGUCUAACCCUCGCCGCCACAUCAUCAUUGCCUUUCAAGAUAGUGAAGCUUUUGAAAGUGGUCUGUUAUCGGAUCUCAUCUCACUCUUCAGCUCCUGGCUCGAUCGAAUCCCAUUCGCACUACUUUUUGGAGUAGCUACAUCCGUAGAGCUGUUCCAGGCGCGUCUCCUUAAGUCUACUUGUCAGUGCCUCUAUGGAGACCAAUUCGACGUUGAACAAUCAACAUCAAUUAUCGACAAGAUUUUCAAGGCAGCCAUCGCACACUCUGAGGUUCCAUUGCGGCUAGGUUCUUCCUUAGUGUACAGCCUGCUGGAUCGUCAACGAGAUCAGGUAUCGAGCAUACCAGUAUUCGUGAGUUCCUUAAGAUACGCCUACAUGUGUCACUUCUAUGCAAAUCCCUUGACGGUCUUCUUAUCCGAUAACAUAGAUUCCGAAAUAUUCCAGGAAGAACACAUAGAAACAGUUCGAUGCUUGCCAUCUUUUCGCCGAUCUGUAGAAAUAGCUAUUGAAAAGGGCGAAGUCAAGCAGGCCAGGUUACUUCUUGAUGAUGACCAACAUCUACGGACACUCGUACAAAAUUCACUUCAGGACUCCCGUCGGUGGUCAACAAAUGUUCUGCGCAAGCUGAAGGUAUUUACUGCCAUCAAGAAUGUGUCUACUGAUUUCACGAGGCUCUACUUAGAAGCUGUUUCUCACGGGAUCAACUCCGAUCAAAUCACCGAGUUCACAGGUUCGAUAAAACGGGCGCAACCCGUCGAAACUGAAGCGUUUCUAUGUCAGGUAUUAUACGAUAUCAAGAACGGCGACCCAAGUCUUGGUUUAGAUCCGUGGGCCAGUGAAGUUGAGGAGUCAGUUUCACUACUCACUAACAUGUUAGCCGAGGUGAAAGCCUUGCAAGCCGAUGCCGAAGAUCAAGGCAACGUCCUCCGGAGUAAAUACAGCGGGCAAACCAAAGUAUUAAGAACUACUGUGAUUGCCCAGAAAGUUCAGCUCAGCCAUGACACGGCGGCUCUCACGGAAGAAGAUAUAUCCUAUACCAAUUUGAUGGACAAGCUCGUGGGACACUUGGAAGAAAUGCUGCCAUGCGACAACGCAAAGGACUUGUGUUUUAGUGAACUUUGGUUCUUUGACUCCAAGGCGCCGUAUAAAGAUGUGUUUAUCCCGCGGCCACGAGGAGUAGUCGAGCGAGCAUUGUCAAGGCCCCACGACUACCUCAAUUGUUCGUGCUGUGAAACAAAGGGAGACAGCGCUAUUCCGUCCUUCCCGACAACCGCCGUUCUAUAUCAACUCUACUCUGAGACCGGUUCUCUCAUCAACGUUGCCGAUCUCUGGUCUGCUUAUUACGCGAUUGUUGGCGAGGAAAAUGAAGAGGGGCUGGACGAGCGGGCCGCGCUUGUUUUGUUUUAUCGUGGGCUGGCCGAAAUGAGGGCGAUGGGCUUUGUCAAGCAGAGCAGGAAAAAGGCAGAUCACAUUGCGAAACUUGCUUGGAAGGGGCUUUGAAGAAAAAGGAGCGUGCAAACUCGGGCCGUCGAAGAAGAGUCAUAAAAAUAGCCUUGUGUUUGUUCGGGCGUAGCCGGUGGGAGCUGACUUUGACACAAUGACUGUUGUAGCUAGGACGAAUCGACAGUUUGCUAACUAAUUCUCAUUUACCAAUGGAUAUUUUCCAAUGUCUUUGGAUUAUCUUAAUAUAUGAAAGACUUCAAAAGUCUAAGACAAAAACUGCGUUUAAACCCAUGACGGCGCUAGAGAACAAAGAACCGAGAAUUGGGGCCACCCCGUUCAGGAACGUCGGCAACAGACAAAGAGUGUCGUUGCGAUCCUCGUAC